AUGACUGACUCCAAGAAUCGCCCAAAGUUUGAAGAAGGAACCGAAGUAGAUAAAUACAGGAUCAUUAAACACAUAGGAAGUGGCGGUUUUGGUGAUAUUUAUACCGUUGUUGACACAACAGCCAGUGAUAACAAACAUUAUGCAAUGAAAGUUGAAUAUUUAGAAGCAGAAAAGCAAGGCUUGGUCGAUGAGAUCGCAUUUUUAGAACAGUUACAAGAUUCAUCGUAUUUUCCCAAAUUAUUAGAUAAAGGACAAAAUGAUAAGUGUCGGUAUUUUGUAAUGGAUUUGUUUGGCCCAUCUGUAUCAAAUAUGAGGCGUGCUUGUGAAGGUCGUCAUUACUCUAACUACUCUAUGCUACGUUUAUCAUUAGAAAUGGCAAAAUGCAUUGAAGAAUUUCACAGGCAUGGAUUUGUACAUCGCGACAUCAAGCCAGCAAACUUUUUAAUCAGAGCCAAUAGAGAACGUCCUGUUUGUUUGAUUGACUUUGGUCUAUCAAAAUCUUACAUUAACCAAUUAACCGGAGAACAUAUUCCAUUUAGCCGUGAUGCUGGAUUUACAGGAACUUGCCGUUAUGCCUCAAUUAACGCACACGACAGUUUUGAACUCUCAAGACGUGAUGAUAUGCUCUCCUGGUUUUAUUCCGUCAUUGAACUGGCUGAAGGAAGAGUUCCAUGGCCAGGCAGCAAAGAUCGCGAGGCUACAGAACAGCUAAAGAGACGUACAAGAGCGGCAGAUUUAUGCAGCGGCUUACCGGAAGAAUUUAUCGAUAUUUAUCGUAGACUCAGAGCACUAGAUUUCGAAGAAGUACCACAAUACUCUCAUAUAUAUUUCCUCAUACAAAAGGCAAUUGACAGAUUAUGCACUCCACCGUUUCUUUUCGAUUGGGAAAGCUUUACACCAGAGCAGGUUGCCCACAUAUCUGAAAUACCAUUAGAUAUGCCACCUCCUCGUACAGAUUCAAUGGCAAGGCUUGAUCGUAAUAAUAAUGAAGUCAGUACCCCAGAAAAGCCGAAAGCUGACAAUCAAAAGAAUGAAGAUCUCAACCAACCAGAUGUUGCAGAAGGUGGUUGCCAUGCUUGCAGAAUUUAA
Trichomonas vaginalis G3 is the source of this 1089-nucleotide messenger RNA. RefSeq names its product peptidyl-serine phosphorylation. Gene Ontology annotation, cellular component: nucleus; cytoplasm. Gene Ontology annotation, molecular function: protein serine/threonine kinase activity; ATP binding. The record is from RefSeq and is a predicted model, not a curated record. The transcript has a single exon. Gene Ontology annotation, biological process: signal transduction; endocytosis; peptidyl-serine phosphorylation. Bases 1 to 1089 code for a protein of 362 amino acids. NCBI's taxonomy places the organism in Eukaryota, Parabasalia, Trichomonadida, Trichomonadidae.